GACCAAUGACGCCUGGAUUAGCUGUCCGGCAGGAGUUGAGGAGCUAGACCUUAACGGGGGCUAAGGGACUUUUAAAUAGCGACCCGGAACUGCUGAGUGUGUUAAGAAAAUCGGAAACGUCCCGGAAAAAGCGGGGCUUGUUGGGCGGUGGUGGGUAGCGUGAUGCUUACAUUGGCAAGCAAGCUGAAGCGGGAUGAUGGUGUUAAAGGAAGCCGAACUACUAGCACAACCUUGGAUUCAAUGCGCAGAAUCUCUGUCCGCGACAGAUUACUUGUGAAAGAAGUGGCGGAGUUGGAGGCAAAUUUGCCAUGUACCUGUAAAGUAAAUUUUCCUGACCCCAACAAGUUGCAUUACUUCCAUCUGACUGUGAGUCCAGAUGAAAGCUAUUACCAAGGAGGGAGAUUCCAGUUUGAAAUUGAAGUUCCAGAUGCCUAUAAUAUGGUGCCUCCAAAGGUGAAAUGUUUGACAAGGAUCUGGCAUCCCAACAUCACAGAGACAGGAGAAAUUUGUUUAAGUUUGCUAAGGGAACAUUCAAUUGAUGGAACGGGUUGGGCUCCGACAAGAACUUUAAAGGAUGUUGUGUGGGGAUUGAACUCCUUGUUUACAGAUCUAUUAAAUUUUGAUGAUCCUUUAAACAUUGAGGCAGCAGAGCAUCAUUUGAGGGAUAAGGAUGAGUAUCGGAAUAAAGUUGAGGAUUACAUCAAGCGUUACGCCAGAUGAUGCCACUGACCUUGAAUUCAAGCUCGGAUCCCUAUCAUGGAGAGACAGCCCACCAGCCUCUGUAGAGUCUCCAGAGCUGGAUAGGGGAGGAAACUGGAGAUCUCCUGGACAAGUUCUGCGUCUUCCUCCCCCACCCCCCCAAAGACUGAAGCAAACACUUAAUACCUCCAGCUCCUGCACUCUUUCCCCAGCUCACUGCCACCAGGACCUGAAAAUCCAACUUUACCCGUACCCCUCUAUUGGCUUCUGAUGUGUGUGCGCUUUCUCAAGAGGGACAUCAUAGUUUUGUAUUGUCUUUUAAUCUGCAAUAAGUUACAACUACAAAAAAAUCUUUAAAAAAAAAAUUAAAAUUGCUUGAAAUAAAAUAUGAGAAUAAGAAAACUUUUCCAGCACUGCAUAAAUUGCAGGCGAUACACUAAGCCUUCUCUGCCAGUGUUGCUAAUACAAAGCUAUUACAUGUCAAGGAAUAAUACUUUGGCUAAAUUUGAAAACCAAGAAUUCCUAUGUGGACAUUCUCAAA
Xenopus laevis (African clawed frog) is the source of this 1240-nucleotide messenger RNA. It is a transcript of the gene ube2f.S, whose product is annotated as ubiquitin conjugating enzyme E2F (putative) S homeolog. Lineage: Eukaryota; Metazoa; Chordata; Amphibia; Anura; Pipidae. Gene Ontology annotation, molecular function: NEDD8 conjugating enzyme activity. The record is from RefSeq and is marked provisional. Gene Ontology annotation, biological process: protein neddylation.